UUAACACGCGCGAGUCCUGCCCGAGUGACAAGCAAUGGUGACCAACGUCGGUGAUAGGAGCGGCAGUGGCAGUGGCAGUGGCAGCAGCAGUGAAAUCAGCAACCAAACCGGCGCAAGGUCCGCCGCGCAAACCAAGCGACACCGGCCAAGAUUCCCAACAACGAACAUGCACGCGUGGCUCUAUGUCCUCGCGGUGCUGGCGAUAUCACGGGGUGUAGCGCCGAUCGCCGGCACCGACGACGACAGCGGAGGCGGCGGCUUGCCGCGCUCCCUGACAGCCAGCAUCCCGGAGCAGCAGCAGCAACAGAACGCGGUGCACCACGGUGAAGUGCGGCAACCGCCGAGUGUGAACGAUCAAAGUGAGCUCCGUCCUCCGUCCGCGGACGAGGACGACCUGAGCGAGUACGAAGAGUUUGUGGCCGGCGGGCGCACAGUGACGGAAGUGCCGGAAAGCCGCGGAGCGCCCGCGGAGACGGACAGUAAUGACAUUGGCCGUGAUGCCGUGGGCCACAGUAGUGAUAGUUCCAGCCUGAAGCCUGAUCCUAAAACACUAGUCGAGGUAGAGAAGACUCUCCUGAGCCUGUUGGGCUUUCCUAAUCGACCAAAAAUCGAUAGAUCUAAGGUGGUGAUACCGGAGGCGAUGAAGCAGCUGUACGCCCAGAUCAUGGGCCACGAGCUGGUGGACUCGGUCAGCAUACCGCGCGAGGGACUCAACACGCACAACGCCAACACGGUGCGGAGCUUCACACACGAAGAAAGCCACGUUGACGAGCGGUUCCGGCACCACCAUCGCUUCCGGUUGCUGUUCAACCUGUCGAGCAUACCGCGGCACGAGAAGCUGCGCGGUGCGGAAGUCACACUGACGAGGGCCGCCAUCGGUGGGGACAGCCGGCGCCCUGCCCGGUACCAGGUCCUGGUGUACGAUAUCCUGCGGCCCGGCGUGCGGGGCCGGCGCGAGCCGAAGUUCCUGCUCGUAGACUCGAAGACGCUCGCGGUCAACGAGUCCGGCACGGUCAGCUUCGACGUGCUGCCGGCGGUCCAGCGGUGGCUGGGGCAGCCGCGCCAGAACCACGGCCUCUUCGUGCAGGUCACCCGGUGGACGGCCCCCCACAGCCGCCGGCGGCGUAGCCUGCAGCCGGUGGCUCCGGUCCACGAGCACGUGCGGUUGCGGCGGGCCGUGGACGAGCCGUACGGGAGCUGGUCCCAGAAGCAACCGCUGCUCCUGACGUACACGGACGACGGGCGGCACAAGCAGCGGCCGAUCCGGGACGCGAUCAGCAGCGCCAACCGGGCCCGGCGGGCGUCGGCCAAGCGCAGCAAUCGGCGGAAAAACGAGCUCUGCCAGCGGAAACCCCUGUACGUGGACUUCCGGGACGUCGGGUGGAACGACUGGAUCGUGGCGCCGCCCGGGUACGACGCGUACUUCUGCCAGGGCGACUGCCGGUUCCCGAUCGCGGACCACCUCAACACCACGAACCACGCGAUCGUGCAGACGCUCGUCAACUCGUACAACAUCGAGCAGGCGCCGAAGGCGUGCUGCGUGCCGACGCAUCUGUCCUCCAUCUCGAUGCUGUACCUCGACGAGCAGAACAAGGUGGUGCUGAAGCAGUACCAGGACAUGACCGUCGUCGGCUGCGGCUGCCGAUGAUCCCGUCCCGUCUGUGAGACGGGGAGGAAGGGGAGCUACUUAACGAAGGGGACCGGAAUCGGCAGGAAUCGGCAGGAACCGCGCCGACUGUUUGCUGUAUUAUUAAAGAUUUUCUUUUUGUUUGUUUGUUUGUUUUGUCGAUAAUGAUCAAACGUACUAAGAGAGAGAGCGAGAGGGCGAGAGGGCGAGGGGGAGAGUGAGAGAGCGAGCGAGCGAGAGAGGGAGAGAGUAGAGUAUCAUUUCUUAAGUGAUUAGCAAACCACAUGCAACCACCACAUGCUCUGUACCAUACUAGAGGUAAACGGACAGGACGAGCGAAGGACGAGCGGACCGCGUGUAAAAAAGGAACAAUUAAAACAAAAAGCGUAUCAAUCUGUGCUUCGAGCUCCCCUAGGCCUAGGUUAGACUGUGUAUAUAUGCGCGUGAGUGUGCAGGGUGUUAUGCUUAAGAGGAUCCCGGCCAUCAGAGCCAUAUCGCGUCCCGAAGUCAAGCCGCACCCAUUGUGGGGACCGCGCGGGUCCCGAAUUGAGGCGUGAGUCCUGCGUCACUUUUGGCACUCGCUCUGAGGACCCUCCCCGUGGGUCGGUGUGUUGUUGGGCUGAAAUGCUACCUUUUAUAAAGUUCCCAUUUCGGCGACGGUCCUGGCACUGGGCCGCGCGAGGUGGCCAGCCGCUGCUUAAUGAUUUGCGUGUGCGUGCGAGUAUGUGUGAGAGAGUAAGUAUGUGUGUGUGUGUGUGUUGGUGUGUUUUUGGGUGUAAAUUUUGUAUAUUAUAACUGUACCUGUAAACGAAAGGAAAAACGUAUUUAUUUUACGAAAAACGGCGGC
Anopheles bellator is the source of this 2474-nucleotide messenger RNA. It is a transcript of the gene dpp, whose product is annotated as protein decapentaplegic. Gene Ontology annotation, biological process: BMP signaling pathway; SMAD protein signal transduction. Gene Ontology annotation, cellular component: extracellular region. The coding region runs from base 35 to 1648 and encodes 537 amino acids. The record is from RefSeq and is a predicted model, not a curated record. Gene Ontology annotation, molecular function: growth factor activity; cytokine activity. Lineage: Eukaryota; Metazoa; Arthropoda; Insecta; Diptera; Culicidae. The transcript has 3 exons.